Messenger RNA from Pogona vitticeps (central bearded dragon), 5545 nucleotides. Its product is annotated as neuronal pentraxin-1. The record is from RefSeq and is a predicted model, not a curated record. NCBI's taxonomy places the organism in Eukaryota, Metazoa, Chordata, Lepidosauria, Squamata, Agamidae.
CUUUGACUUGGAUUCCUGCAUUGAGCAGGGGGUUGGAUUCGAUGGCCUUAUAGGCUCCUUCCAAAUCACUUGUUCUAGGAUUCUAAGUGUACCAGUCAUUUCUAUGACAACCUUCUCUGUUACUUUUCCCAACAAGCCCAGUACUGUAGUAUAAUUUUUGUAAUUUUGGCCCUAUGCAGUGUUUUACUGCCUAUACUCAAAGCUUUUGGAAAUGAGAAUUAAAGACUAAGGGAAUGAUCAGCAGUGCUCACUUAAAAAAGAAUGUUGCAUUAAUAUUUACAUGCAAAAUUGUGUCACUUGCAUAGUUACCUGUAGUUAUUGAUUAUAGUUACUUAGCUACCUAUCAAAUGUAUCAAUCUCCCCUGCAAACAUUGAUCAGUAUCCUACUAAUAAAGUAGUUUCAAUUAGUAGACCAACUGAAUCCAGUGCAAAACACUUACAUAAACCCCAUAGAACCCAUGGAUCUACUCUAACUGGCAAUAGAAUACUGGGAAGUCUUUUUGACACACACACCUUUCCCCUUUUGCUUUUUGCAAGCUUUAUACAGCCAAAAUCUACGUGCUCCUACUGAACUGCACACCAUGAAUUUUUGUCAGAUGAAAAUUAGUUCAAAGCUCAGACUUAGUUUCUCUGUUUCUAGCUCAUAAUUUAAUUCCUCAGAGUGAAGUUCUAGCUUUUCAAGGUCUCUUAUCUUCUGGGGGCAGUGUCAUGAGCAAGGGCUGCAUAUAGGCUGCCAAGCAGGGGCCUUAGCAACAGAAUAGGAAGGAUAGGCUGGGGUGAAGGGAAAAGCUCUGCCAUGACACCUUAAGCCCAUUAAUUUCUUGGUCGCCAGGGGAGACGAUGCUUCUCUCCUCAUCACAAAGGGAUUUGGCAAAUUGGACAGGAAGGAGAGGCAGGAAAAGCACAAAUCUUACCUGCCCACAGAGCCAGGCCACCUGCUGGCAGUUUUAGUUCUGUGGGAUAGUAAGGCACAGAUACCAAGGAGGGCAGAAAAGGCUCUGAUCGCUGAGGGAACUCGACCAGUCUCUGAAACAUUUAGGGGCAACAUCUGAUUCCCGUUUGCCAGCUUGGUGGAUCCAACAGGAUUUAAGUAGCUCCAUCAUUUACUCUAAUUGGAUUGGAUUAUCUUCCACUUCUCUUUUAAAGACAUUUGGAUCUCCUUUCUAACAGAGGCCUUCUUUCUUUUAACGGCACCAAAUAAGAAUCUUGGAUUUUUAAAAAUAUUUUCUUAAAUUUUUAAUUAAAUUUUUGGUUUUUUACGGAGUGACUGGAUGGUUGAUGCUGCAUCUACCUCUGCAGUGUGAGUUCUUGGCCUCCAGUAAGAAUAAUCUAUUUCCUUCGGCUGUCAAAUCUAUUUUGAACCCUUCUCCUCUCCCCAUUCCCCACCCCCUUCCCCACCUUCCAAAACCAUCGCUGUCGUGGAGAUGGCCUUACACUGGGCAUUGCUUUGCCUCAUGUUUUCUCCUCUCGUACCAGCUUCUGAAUAUGCCUUGCCCAAAUUUAUUUGUAGUCCUAUGCCACUGGACAUGGAUAAUGGAUGCCAGUCAGCUACCCAGCAGCGACAUGGAGCAGGCACUAACAGUGGGGGCACUGGGCACUGGGUAGGGACUCUUGAGGAAGCCAAGGAAACAAUCCUGCAUCUGCGAGAGACAGUGGUGCACCAGAAGGAGAUGAUCCUGGACCAGAGGGAGACAGUUCGGGAGUUGACAGCCAAGCUAAGCCGCUGCGAGGUGCAUUCUCGGAGGCAUGGUGGAGAGCACCACGGAAGUCACCAUGAAGAAAACCGCAGCCAUGGACAUGGCCAUCAUGAAGGGGGCCUUCGAAACCUUCACGAGAGUGGGCAUCGAGCCCACCAUGAGGAUAGUCACAGGGCACAUCAUGAGAACGAACAUCCGACCCAUCAUGAGGAGGAGCAUAGGGGGCAUCAUGAGGCUGGACACCGAGAUCCCCAUGAAAGCAUUCAUGCCAGAGAGAAUGAAUACCAUCAUUUUGGACAGCGGGAGCAUCAUGAACUACAGGUAGGGCACAACACCCAUGAUGCCUUUCGCAAGGGGGCUGCAGCUGCCAACACUAUGGAGGAUCCACCUAAGGAGACAUCUACUGGAAUGCACCAGAUGGAGAGGAUGUUGGAAUCACUCAAGGAGAGACUGGAGCAUCUGCAGCACAACCGGAACAGCUCAGUCUUCUCCACAUCCCUGCGUGAUGCAAUUCAGAAGAAGAUUAGCAUCUUGGAGCAUCAGAUCCAUGAGAAAUUAAAUACUACACAACAUCACACUCAUGGUGCGCCCAUAGCAGCAGGGCUGAGGCAUAAACAUGUUUCUCACGGGCACAGUGUUGAGAAAGCUCAUUCCCACAUCUCUGAUCCCCUUUGUCCUCCAGGGCACAAGGUGGAGAAGCAUUCUGAGGACUUCCGUGUGGGAUUUCCCCUCCGGACCAACUACAUGUAUGUCAAGGCUAAGCCCACUCUACAUCAUGAGAUUUUUGCCUUCACCGUCUGCCUCUGGCUCAAAUCAAGUUCAGCACCAGGAAUGGGCACCCCCUUCUCAUAUUCGGUGCCAGGCCAGGCCAAUGAAGUGGUACUCAUUGAGUGGGGAAACAACCCCAUGGAGCUGCUCAUCAAUGACAAGGCUGCCACGUUGCCACUGACCAUUAAUGAUGCUAAGUGGCACCACAUCUGUGUGACAUGGUCAACCCGGGAUGGCAUUUGGGAGUCUUACCAGGAUGGGGUCCGCAGAGGGAGUGGAGAGAAUCUAGCUCCCUGGCAUCCAGUGAAACCUGGGGGUGUUUUCGUUCUGGGCCAAGAACAGGACACUCUUGGUGGCCGCUUUGAUGCCACUCAAGCCUUCAUCGGGGAAAUCUCAGAUUUUAACAUGUGGGGCCGUAUCUUGACACCAGGAGAGAUUUACAAGAUGGCAACCUGCGCUAGCGACAUUGGUGGUGACCUCAUCAAUUGGGCUGAAGCCUCCAUGGAGCUUCAUGGAGGAGUGGUCAAGCUACCAUUUAAUGCCUGCCACUGAGAAGCCACAACUUCUGGGUUCUCCGAGAAAAGAACAAAAUCUAAUGGUGGAAGAUGGGGGUGGGGGUAGGGCUGGGAACAAGGAUCCACAAUUUCCUGGAGAGAAGAUACCUAAAAAUAAUAAUAAUUUUAAAAAGAGGGUGAUUCUUGGCUUCCUCUGGAAAAGGAAGAUACCCUUGGUUUCCUUUGAUGGAAAAUGGGAUAUAUGUGGCAAGUUUUAUGUAAGAAGCGUUUAGAUUCUGGGAGCCAGAAUUUCUGGAUUUUGAGCAGGAAUGCAAGACCAAAAUUUUACCUCAGGGGAAGGAGGUAGAAGUUCUGUUCAAUGGAAGAGCUUUAUGGAGUGGAGGGGUUUCUGAAAUAAGGACCAUUCCCACGUGUUAUAUGGUAAUAUUAUGUUUUAGAAUUAAGAACAUUUCCUUUCUGUAUGAGAUAAAUGCAAUGGGGUCCCUCCUCAUGAAAAGUACACAAGGAUAGAUGAGAUGAAACUGAAAGAUUGUACAUUUCUUGAGGUCAUUUCUUAAAGUCUUUCUUAAGACUGUGAUUGGGUAGUAGUGGCUCAUUGGAAUGUAUAUGGCAGCAUGGGACUGUCCAACUUUUGGCAAACUGCAAUGUGCAUCUGUCUAGAAAAGCAGAAGCCUUGGUUUUGACUAGUAGUGUCAUUCUGUGGUCUUUGUUAAGUAAGCUUGGUAGGAACUGGAUGGGAGCUGAGCUUUCCACCCCCCUUGUGGGUUUUCUUCUGUUCCUUUGAGGAAAUAAAUGGAAUGCAUUACUGUAACUUGAAAUGUUUGGAGACUUCAGACUCUCCUUCUUUAGUUCCUGUUUUCUCCCAAACUUAGAUAGCUAUUGAUGAACUCAUACCUCAGCUUUUUUGCUUUCUCCAAUAGGGUCCGCCUCCACCUUUCCUCCUAACCAUUCCUUCAUACCCUACAUGUCCUCACAGGGGAUUUGAAAUUCUGGCUCAGCCCUUUUAGGACCUAUUAAGAACAAGGUCCUGAUCUUCCUGUUGAUUUUAAUAUCUCCUUUCCUCACUGCAGGAAUAAACUUUCAGGAUCUAGACCCAUGUACAGGAUUUAGGGAAGAUCUAUGGGGUUAUUUUGGACACUUCAUCAUGCAAAUAUAUGUAUAUAUUAUAAAAAAACAUUUAUAAAACAUGUGCCUCUAUAUUUGUUGCAUUGCUGUCUAGGUGGAUUCACACAAUCAUUUUUCUGCUCUUUUUUUCAGUACCAUUGGUUUCAGGUUCAAGCUGGUGCUGAAUUUGCACACUGUAGACUAGUCCUGGGGGUGGGGAAGACAUUGAGCUAAACCAUAUCGGAGGAUCAGCGGUAUAAUUGAAUAUAUAGAUUGAGCUAAAACCUGAAGCUAACUCAUGUGACUGUAGAAGGAAACUGAAAUGUGGAUCAAUGGAAUGUGGUCAGAUUCUGGAAACACCACGAAGCCAUGUUGCAUAUCACCAAAAAUUAAGAUUUAGUUGUUAGUACAGCUGGCUGAGUUUAGAAGCCGCAAAUUAUGUUGCUAGGUUUGCAGCAGACAAAAACUAGGGACCUAUAUUGUGUGUUGUGGAAAAGGGCUUAGGCACCUACCUUUCUCCUAGUAUUGCUGCUCCAUUCAGAUGAAGCUCUUUCCAGGCGGAGUUCACAUUAAGGCUCAAAUCCAUAACACGUUAAUUAGAUAAAAAGAUGGCCACAAGCUGAAGGUUACACAAAUCAAUGUUGUCUGUGCAAAUUCAAUCUGGAUUGACUGGAAAGUCCGUAUGAGUUGGGGAAAAGACAUUGAGAAAAUGGUUUUAUCAAUCUCUGUUGGUACUCAUAGUAGAUCUAGUAGGUUGGAUUUUGAUUGUUUAUAUUUUCUUUCACUGUCAUACAUAGAAAAGGGAAGCUAUGGGGAACAGUAUAGAAGCCAAAACACUUGACUGUCUGGAAAUGGACCAGAACAUUAGGAGCAGUUGUGCCUCAAAGCUAGAAUACUCUGGAAAACUAGGUGUGCCGUUGUCGAGUGCAUGUAAGAUGGGGGCCAAAACAGAUUGGAUUCAGAGCAAAAUGAGGAAAGAGCUCACAUUCACAAGCUGUGGUUGUGUGUACACAAACAGGAGAAUAAAAGAGAGGAGUUCCACACUCCCACACCCACACAGUAUAGCUCUUUUGAUUUUUCUUUGCUGCAGAUCUAGCACCAGUGGCACCAUCAGGGCAGGACGGGGCAAAGAUCCAUGACUCCGUUCAGCAGAAUGAUCAUAAUUGUCCUUAAUUAAAGCAAGGAUGGCCAACCCCAUUUUGACAUAAAUGUAAGGCACACAAACAUCUAAAGGAGGGGCAAAUAUGAGACAACUCAGUCCAGAAAUUGCCUCUGAGCAGUAUUUCUAGGUCUGGUUUGUUUGUAAUGUGAAGCAGAAAAGAACACCAAAUGUCUUCUGUUGCGUGUAUAUAUAUAUAUACAGUAUAUAUAUAUACUGUAUAUGCAUAUAGAUUUAUUUUUAAAAUCUCUUUCUCUUUGUAAAUACUGGAUUUUUCUGGCGUUCAGCAGUGUUUAUUUUAU